Messenger RNA from Aegilops tauschii subsp. strangulata, 719 nucleotides. RefSeq names its product large ribosomal subunit protein eL34. Gene Ontology annotation, cellular component: ribosome. Gene Ontology annotation, molecular function: structural constituent of ribosome. Gene Ontology annotation, biological process: translation. NCBI's taxonomy places the organism in Eukaryota, Viridiplantae, Streptophyta, Magnoliopsida, Poales, Poaceae. The record is from RefSeq and is a predicted model, not a curated record.
AUUAUUGCUCGUCCAGGGUUUUAGCCGCCGCCGCCGCCGCCCCCGCCCCAGCCCCCCCACAGAGAGAAGCGAGCGACAGCGAGGUCGACGCCAUGGUGCAGCGCCUGACGUACCGGAAGCGGCACAGCUACGCCACCAAGUCCAACCAGACCAGGGUUGUCAAAACCCCAGGAGGGAGGCUUGUGUACCAGUACACCAAGAAGAGGGCGAGCGGGCCGAAAUGUCCGGUCACCGGCAAGAAGAUCCAGGGGAUACCUCAUCUAAGGCCUACUGAGUACAAAAGAUCCAGAUUAUCCAGGAACAGGAGAACAGUGAACCGUCCUUAUGGUGGUGUUCUAUCUGGUCAGGCUGUUAGGGAGAGGAUCAUCCGUGCUUUCCUUGUUGAAGAGCAAAAGAUUGUGAAGAAGGUUUUGAAGAUCCAGAAGACCAAGGAGAAGCAGCCAUCAAAGUGAAAUGGCCAAGGCUUUUUUUUGGAGGACAGAUGGUGAUGAGUGUUCAGUCAAGCGUGCGCAGUAUGCUAAGCCCGUGGUUACUGAAUUAUUAAGCUAGAGAUUUCCGUCCAUUUUCUUGUUUGAGGGGUGGAUCUGGAUCUCAUUACCCGUAUGCUAUCACUUUGUGUUUGACGGUUUGACUUGAGUACUUGGUUAUAUUACAGUUUUGGAUACCCUUUGCAGUAUUGUUAGUGGAUUUCGACUGCAAGCUGCAGUAUUUUCUGGCAA